Molecule: messenger RNA, 1670 nt
Organism: Monopterus albus (swamp eel)
Lineage: Eukaryota; Metazoa; Chordata; Actinopteri; Synbranchiformes; Synbranchidae
Gene: ppa2
Product: inorganic pyrophosphatase 2
Exons: 12
Coding region: 72-1109 (345 amino acids)
Biological process (GO): phosphate-containing compound metabolic process
Cellular component (GO): cytoplasm
Molecular function (GO): inorganic diphosphate phosphatase activity; magnesium ion binding
Source: RefSeq, a predicted model, not a curated record
GGAAGUUUCGUUGGACUCUAGCGGACUUCACGGUUCUGGAUGUGGCGUGAGCGGAACUGAGGGACGAACAAAUGUUUAUAAUGAGGCCCCUACUUCUGCGCUAUUCGCUCAGCUGUUGUGUGACAUCGUUCGGUUCGUUUUCCGCUUCUCGCAACAAACUCGUCACACAAUCAGUAGCUCACCUUUAUUAUUUGAGAAAAACGAUGCACUAUCAAACGGAAGAGAGAGGACACCCCAAUUCUCCAGACUACCGGAUUUAUUUUAAAACCUCAGAAGGGAAAUACAUUUCACCAUUCCAUGACAUUCCACUUAUAGUGGAAACAGAACAGGACAAUGAUGUGCCAGCUAAAAAACCCAAGAAGAAUGAGGUUGAGGUGCUCUUUAACAUGGUUGUGGAGGUACCUCGAUGGUCAAAUGCUAAAAUGGAGAUUGCAACAAAGGAACUCCUGAAUCCAAUCAAACAAGAUGUAAAGAAAGGCAAGCUCCGAUAUGUUGCCAACAUAUUUCCCCAUAAAGGUUACAUCUGGAACUAUGGGGCACUCCCACAGACAUGGGAGGAUCCAAACCACACAGACAAAGAGACAACAUGUUGCGGUGAUAAUGAUCCCAUUGAUGUUUGUGACAUCGGCACACAGGUGUGUUUUCCAGGUCAGGUGAUCCAAGUGAAAGUGCUGGGCAUCUUGGCCAUGAUUGAUGAGGGAGAAAUGGACUGGAAGGUCAUCGCUAUCAAUGCUAAGGACCCAGAUGCCAAAAACCUGAAUAACAUAGAGGAUGUCUUUAAGAGCCGACCUGGUCAUUUAGAGGCCACUGUCGACUGGUUUAGGAAAUAUAAGGUGCCUGAUGGAAAGCCUGAGAACCAAUUUGGAUUCAAUGGACAAUUUAAAGACAAGGCCUUUGCAGUAGAGAUCAUUAAGUCCACCCAUGAGCACUGGAGGGCACUAGUGCAGAAGCAGAUAAAUAGUGCAGGGAUUGAAUGCAAAAAUAUCUCUUGCUGUGAGAGCCCUUUCAAAUGCAGUGACGAGGAGGCCAGACAUGUGGUCCAAUCGGCCCCUGCAUUUGGUAGCGCACAUCCUGUGUCUCCAGAUACGGACAAGUGGCAUUUUGUCUGACACCCCAAAGACAAUAUGGAAACCAACAACACUUCCUAGCAUCGUAGAAGCAGUACCAAUAAUGCUGCAUGUUUUGUAUGCAGCUGGAUUUAUAUUUGGUAAGGACUCGUUUUUAGCUGUAUAAAGUACCAUUUAGGUUUACCGUCAAACAAUUUGUUGAAAAUGGAUAAAGAAAAAAAAACAUUAGGUACACUGGCAAUAUGAGCCAGUGAUCUGUACUUUUGUUGAGUGAAGAACCACAAGUGAGCUGGCUUUUUGGGUGCCAAAUUCUUCCGUUGCUGCUGAUACCAAUUAUUUUAACAUGGAGGUUAAUUAAAAAAUCAUUGUGAUUAUUUAUGACUAUUAAAUGGAAUUGUAUGCUCUAUUUCUUUUGAAAUAUUUUUGUGGCUAAUGACCAGGUCCAGCCUCUAAGACUGAAAGUCAUGUUAAUUGCCUCUGAUUUGGCUAUAAUUUCUGGCUAUAAUCAAUUUGUACUUGCAACCACAAACAAAAUACAAUUUGUAUGUACCAAGUAAACAUUUGUUUUUUUGUUUUGGUAAAUAAAAUUAAGACAUGAAGAUG